UUGUGAUGAUAUUAAGAGAGGUCAUUUAUCUAAGAACCUCGGGGGCGAGUGGUUUUUCAAAAAGCGUGAUAAUAAACGGGAUGUGAUAUUAAACGGGUUAAUCUGUAAUUUAAUUGACAGCGAGGUUAAAGUCAGGCUAAUAUCACAGCGCUCUGUGACAUGGCCAGAGGGUCAGAUUAUCCGGAUUCCUUAAACAAUAACCAACCAGCUUUGAUUUAAAAAUACAAAUCCCUUUUGAAAGUGCUGAGGGUUACUCCGGUAUUGCUGAUGGAUAACGGGAGCUGUGCAGCUAGACCAAGAUAAAGAGAAACCAAGACUAAACCCCUUUCUCACUAAAAUGCACUGGGAUUCAAAUAUGUGCAAAAUGUGUGUGUGUGGGGGUCAGUGCCAGGGUGUAGCUGUGUGUGUGUGUGUGUGUGUGUGAAUGUGUCACAGUGCCAGGGUGUAUCUGUGUGUGUGUCACAGUGCCAGGGUGUGUGUGUGUCACAGUGCCAGGAUGUAUGUUUGUGUGUGUUUGUGUCAGUCUGUGUAUCUGUCUGUGUGUGUGUGUGUAUCUGUCUGUCUGUGCAUGCAUGUGUGUGUGUGUUUGUGUCUAUGUAUGUGUAUCUGUCUGUGUGUGUGUCUGUGUGUUUGUGUCUGUCUGUGUGUGUGUGCGUGCACUAACACCACACACUGAAACCCCGACAGGAAGUGUCUCCACCCGUCCAGCAGGAAGUGAUGUCGGGGAAGGCGUGCACCAGCGGCGCGGUGAUGCAGGCACAGAGAGCCGUGGAGCAGCUGAGACUGGAGGCAGCGACGGAGAGGAUCAAGAUCUCCAAAGCGGCCACAGAGCUGAUGCUGUACUGCCAAGAGAACCACAGGCGUGACCCCCUUCUCAGCGGAGUCCCUGCUUCAGCAAACCCUUUCAAAGACAAGAAAACCUGCGUGCUUCUGUGACCACACCCCCGGGGAGGCCCCGCCCCGCACAGCAGUGAUUGGCUGGAUCCUCGCAGUCACUCUGUGAUCAGAGCUGACUGAUCCUAAUAAAGAGGCCACGCAAUCUAACUGCUGGACAGCCCUGGGCAAACGUUUAGCAUCACCCUCUGUUUAGAAUGAACUUCACUCUGCUUCGUGAGGUCGAGCGAAACCCGCAGGAUAACGUGACCUGAACAGAAUGAAUCACACACGACGCUGCGUAGUUUUCCCUUAUAAUGAAAAGCUAACCACAGAUUUCAAACGUGACGUUUGGAAAGCUAAUAUGAAAUACUGCUGUACUGCUAGUAUGGCUUCCGAUAGACUUUUUCGCGAGAUCAUUUUGUAGUUUCUUUGCUUACACGAUGUUAAACAGCAGAUCUAAACUAUGUUCAUAUGUUUGUUUGUUUUUUUCUUUUAUGAUGUCUCAAUCCUAAAAUUCUAGGUGAUGCUAAACUUUUGCCCUGAGCUGCGCACUGAACCACACAUCAAUUCUGUGUCGCCUGUUACAAUUUAAACCUAAUAAAAGCACUUUUAACUUUCAAACACA
Messenger RNA from Acipenser ruthenus (sterlet), 1501 nucleotides. RefSeq names its product guanine nucleotide-binding protein G(I)/G(S)/G(O) subunit gamma-12-like. The coding region runs from base 718 to 936 and encodes 72 amino acids. Gene Ontology annotation, molecular function: G-protein beta-subunit binding. Gene Ontology annotation, biological process: G protein-coupled receptor signaling pathway. Gene Ontology annotation, cellular component: heterotrimeric G-protein complex. The record is from RefSeq and is a predicted model, not a curated record. Lineage: Eukaryota; Metazoa; Chordata; Actinopteri; Acipenseriformes; Acipenseridae. The transcript is spliced from 2 exons.